This is a messenger RNA of Paramecium primaurelia, 2105 nucleotides long. Lineage: Eukaryota; Ciliophora; Oligohymenophorea; Peniculida; Parameciidae. The record is from the annotation of a GenBank genome assembly.
AUGAAUAUCUUAAAUCAAAAAUAAGUUCAGGAAAAAUAAGAAACAAUAUGUAAAAUUCAUAAUCUAGAAUUGAUCGCUGUUGAUUUUGACUUAUCAGAUAAAUCACAGAUUUAAUUCUUUUGUGGUAAAUGUUUAGUUGAGAAAAUGAAUAACAAUAAAGUGGCAACUAUUGAAUAAUCAAAAGAAAGAAUAUAAUUAGUGAAGGCUUAAUAAAGAGAUAUAAAAACUAAAGAGAAUCAAGCAAGAUUAAGCUAUUAUAAAAAUAUAUUAGAUUAAAUUAUGAAUUUCAAAUAAUCAAUAGAUGAUUCUUUGGAGAAAAUGUACAAAUAAAUAUAAUAAUAUAUAUUUCCAAUUUAAAAAGAAAAAUAAGAUUUAUAAGAAUGUGAAUAACAAUUAAAUUACUUUGAAGACAUAAAAUAAUUAUCUGAAUUAUAUUCUUAAGAGUAAUAGAAAUCGCCUAAAUUAAUAGAGGAUAAUCAUUUCAUCAGUGAAAUAUAAAGAUAAUUUGAACUAUUAUUCAAUAGUUCUGAAUACUUUUAGACAUUAGAUACUUUUAAAAAUACAAAAGAAACAAUUAAAGAAAUAAUGGAAAAUAAUGUUAUUGAGUCAAUUCCUUAAUUUACAAAAAAAAAUGAUUAUGUAUAUUCUAUUUAAUAUUUAUAGAAAACACCAAGUUUAAGUAGAAUAUGUAGUAAUCAUAAAAAGGAAAUUAUUAUGAUUGAUAUGGAUUCAUCAACUAAUAAAAUUGAAGAUAGAUUUGCAUGUGUUGACUGUAUAUCUGAAAAUCCAUAAAUAAAAUAUUAAACCAUUGAAAAUGUGGAUAAGUAUUGGAAGGAAUACAACACAGAAACUGAAAGGCUAUUUAUAAAAUAUAAAAAUGAAAGCAAAGAAAAAAAGUCUGAAUUAUUCAAUUAAUUAGCUCAUAUGAGAAAGAAUUAUAAUAAAAAAUUGAAUGAAAUUAGCGAUAAAUUGAUUACAGAAUAAUUCUUAUCCAUUGAUAAAACUAUACAAUCAAAUUAAAUAAAAAAGAUUUCUAUUUAAGCAUUAGAAGAUGAAUAAUUAUUGAAAGAUUUGAAGUAAUUAAUUGAAAAGGAAAAAGAAAAAGUUUCAUAAAGUUAAAUAAUUACAAACUUAAAAAAUAAGGAUUAGAUUUUCAAAAAGGAUAUUUAGUAUCAUUUAGAAUCUUUGCAAUAAUAUGAUUAAUAGGAUAUUUAAUAAUCAUUGGAUAUUCUAAAAGAUAUGUCAAGUAUUAAAUUAAAUAAUUUUUAAUAGUUGAAAAAAAUCUAAUUAUCUAGCUGAUUGAUAUGAUCUAAGAUAUGUAAACAUGUGCAUAAAAGGAUGAAAACUAUAAAAAUCAAAUUAAUUUUAUGAAAGAAAUAUAAGAAUUGAUUGAUUAGGCUUAAAAAUAUCAAUGCCAAUUAAAUCUAUUUGAUUAAACUAUUACGAUUUAUUAAUAGCAUGUUUAGAAGAUAGAAUACAUUUAAUAAAACUUAUAGAUUAAAUCUUAAGAUUAAACAAUAAAAUCCGAAAAAUUAAAGACUUAAUAUUCUAAACUAUCAAAUAUUUUGAAUGAAUAUUCAAAUACAUUUGAUACUAAUAGUGAAUAAUUGAAAAAAUAUUGUACCAUUAAAUAAUUAGAGAAUGACAUAAUAAAAUUAAAUGAAGCUAAUAAAAAAUUAGAAAUUGAAAGUAAUGCUUCAUAAUAUUGAAUAGAAAAUAAUUAUAUUAGUUCGAAGGAACAAUAAUUUGAGUAAAAACUUAGUGAGAUAAAUGGAAAGUUAUAAUUAAAGGAAAAAGAAUAAAAGGAUAUGAAAGAAUAAUAUGAAUUAGAUAAGAUGACAAUGAUGAAGAAAUUGGAAGAUGAAUGUAAUGAUUUUGAUUUUAUUCCUUAGAAAACAAAUUAAAAUAGGAAUUUAAUCAAAAUUUAAAUUAAAAAGAAUCAGAAUUAAAAGAAGCAUUAAGUAAACUUGAUUAAAUUAAUAAAAUUAAGUUAGAAUAAGAAAAAUAAAAUAAAAUGGAAUUAUAAAAAGUAUUAUUAUAAUCAAUUUAUUAUAUUAUUUUUAGAUUCAAUAAUAUAAUAAAUCAUUAUCAUUUUCAAAUACUUU